GCCUCUGGAUCCAGAAGGAUGCACAGAAAAGGCAGGAGGGAUUUUAUUUUUUAAGGGCUGAGCCUACAUCCCCCCCUUUUCUUUCCCUUAAUGAAAACAGUCUGCAUUAGAAGGAGUUGGGAGACUGGCUAUCAUAGCAGCAGAGCCUGCAGGAAAUUACAAGCCUGGGACAUACAUGACUGAACACAGAAUGGCCAUGGGAUUCCUUAUGACUCUAUGCAUUUUCCUUGCUGUUACUUGUCCCAUGGCUUUGGCUCGAUAUACCACAGAGUCUGAAUAUGGAAGUGGAGAAGGGGAAGGCACAACAUUAGUUUCUCCUACCCAGAACCUUGAUCAGGUUGCACUUACAACAGAAAACUCUACAAAGUAUGGAAAUGGCACAACUACCAAUUUCAUGGAUAACGUAACCCAGUUUUUAAAAGAGUACAUGUUGCUCAUUAUCGUGGUGGGUUCUUUGGUCAUCUUGCUGAUAUUUAUAGUGUGUGCAGCAGUGAUUAUGAGUCAUAGACACAAAGCAUCUGCCUAUUACCCUUCCUCAUUCUCUCACAAAGAAUAUGUGAACCAUGAUGACAAAAAUGGAGGAGUAAGGUCCUUUAAUGAGAUUCCUGAAAAAGCACCAGCUACUAAAACAGAAGAGGUUGUAGACUCAACCAAACAGCUACAAGCAGAUAUUAUCAAUGCUGCUCAGAACCUUAAAUCUCCAACCAAGGGUGCCAGCAUCAAAGAUGAUCAAAAAGUCCCAGAGGAACCCAAAGAAACCAUUAAGAAAUGUAGAAAAAAAGACCCAGAAACCAGUAGCAGCUCAAGUGAAGACAGUGACGAAAGCCAAGAUGAAUCUCCAAGUGAGAAAGUUCAGGAGGCUCCAACAGAGCCCCCUGAUGAAACUAAACCAGCAGGGGAAACAUCAGGGGCCCCAGCUGAAGAAAGUGCUCCAACAAAUAAUGAAGAAGGUACUGCAACCGUGGAAGAGGCAAGCCCUGUGCCUUCUGAUGAUGGAACAAAAAACACAAGUCCCUGUGAAAGUAAAGAACCUGAGCCAACCUCAGAAAAAUGUGGGGUUUAAAAUAAAUAUUAUAGGUAAAAGACAUGAAAAAUAAACCUGGAAAUAUGUUGUUACGAGGCAGAUGGUUCCCUAGGCAACUCAGAAUGCAUAUCCACAGGCAAUGAAUACAUUGAGAAGGGAGCUGUAGCACUUAGCUGUACCAAACAGUCAUGAACUUUUACUUACCCUUUCAGGAAUGUUCCAGUAAAAGAAAAUAAAAGAUGCAUUAACGCAGAUAAUUGUGUUUUUUUGUUAUAAGGAGUCAAAGUCGUAGGGUCCAUCUAAGUUUUAUUUUUGGCUCACGCUUUCAUUACAAUGCAUGCCCAAUUACCUUAGAUAAGAUCUAAGGUGGACAUUUAUCAUUGAGUUUUCCCCUUUUUCUUGUGUAUUUUUUUGUGCAAAAGUUUGCACAGUGACUUUCAUUCCGUCUUUUUUGUGCGUCUUUUUUGUGCGUCUUUUUUGAUAGAAUAUUUUCCGAUGUUCUCUACGUGUUUGCAUACCGUUGAAAGAAAAAUGCUUUACACACUAAUUUACUAUUGCGGAUUUUUUGUUCAGAUAUUAAAACUUUGCGCAAAGGCAACAGAUUUUGCGCAAAUAUAGAACACAGAGGAGUGCACGUACCAAUGUGUCGGACGGUAGAAAUAUGAAGAAAUGUCUAUGUUUGAGCAAAAUUUAUCAACAAGCUUGCGUACGGUUGAUACAUACAAAACAAAGAAAGCACUGACAUGGUUUAAAUGAUUUCUAGCUCACACCGACAUUGAUAAAUCUCCCCCUAAAUCUCUAUCCAUUUUAGUAGACUGUGCUGUGUACAUCUGCAUCAGAAGCUUUGGGUGGUUGCUCAGAUCUGACUCCCCCUUUUUUAUGAUUUUCAUAAAAAAAAAUGUAAAGUAAAAGUUUAACAAUUGAUCUAUUGAUUCAUAUCUAAAAAUGAAUGGCCAACGGAGUUACGAUGAUUCAGUACUGCUUAUUUGUUAUUUUAUUUAAUUCCUUGAUCCAUUUCAUACUAAUUGUCUGCGUAACUACCUAGUCACCUGGGCACAUGCCAAUACCUGGAGUCCAUGGUUAGUUAGAUAAACAUGCUUGUCAAGCCAAAAGCAGGCUACACUUGGUCUCCAAUGAGACACUGAAAUUGUGGACUUAUACCAACACUAUGCAAGAUAACAGGCAUGCUUAUGGUGUAAUGGAUUAUAAGGGACCAAAUAGCCUUACAUAAAUAGCCCAUAAGGUACAACAUUGCCUUCUAAUUAUAAUAAUAAUAAUUUUAUUUAUAUAGCACCUACAGAUUCCGCAGCGCUACUAAGAAAAGAAGCAGUUAAAUUCAUUUGACAAGGAGUUUAGUCUUUAUUUUAGAAUGAAGGAGUAGAUCCAUUUAUAUAAUGUUUUGGAUCCUAAACCAUUUAUUCUAGCUGGAUCACAGCUGUUUGGGGCUUGUUAGACUUUGUCAUACCAAUGCUGAAUACAUCCGCUUUCAUGUUAUUUUCGGAUGACAUUACUGUUUUUUUAUGAUACGAAGUGUAAAAAAAGCAAGUUGUAUGAACUUGUAUUCUCCUUACUUUUUACCCAAAAGCCAGUAGGAAGAGAUUUACUUCAAACCAUCUGAAAUGUAUGUGUAUAUCAUGAAUAUGUAAAGAGGAGCAAUGGUUUCGAUGAAGUAAAAUCAUUUUGUUCAUUAUUAUUAUGUAUAUGUGUCUUAGAUCCAUUAAAACAAUGGAUUCUGUGAUAAUGGAUGUGUAAGUAAAGCACUAUAAUCACAAUGCCUAUUUAAAUUCUUGAGGAAUUAGGGGGUGAGAAAUUGAUAGUUUUAUAGAUAGAAUAAGUCAUCAGUAGGUAAUGAUAAAUAUAUUUCUCUUGUUAGAACAAAUAUUUCCUAGUUAGAACAAAAAUUAUAAAAUAAAAAAUUAUAUUUUUGCAUAUACUUUUCUACAGGUGAUAAUGUGUGUACAUAAAACAGAACAUGUACUUUUUUUCAUUGUAAGCCAUUUAGAUGAGUGAGCACACAAAAAAGUUUAAGUGUACCUCCAAUGUCUCUGAAGCUAGUAGCUGCGCAUUAGGAGAUGCAGCUUUUUUCUCUACCUCCAUAGCACCUGUCUCUAGCCUGAGACCCAGUGUAAUGGGAUUCUAUGGCACUGGGUUUUGCAGUGGACAUGGACGCUAUGGAGCGAAGGCGGAACCUCUGUCACCUCAUGCAGCGUUAAAUGUAGCAGUGGUAGGGAAUUGAAUUCACAAUGCAAUGAUGCAGUGCUGCAUUAUAGUAAUAUUUUUAUUUAAAAAAAUCAAUUCAGCAUCGGGGAUACACUUUAAAGGUGCAUUCACACACACACACACACACACACACACACACUGGGACUGCUGCAAAUUUGCAAUGGUGGAUCCACAAUUGCAGAUCCACAGUUGUAAAAUCUGUAGUUGUGAAUUUGACAAGGCAAUUUUAAAAGAGUAGUCCAGUGGUGAACAACUUAUCCCCUAUCCUAAGGAUAGGGGAUAAGUUGCAGAUCGUGGGGG
Messenger RNA from Hyla sarda, 3544 nucleotides. It is a transcript of the gene TMEM119, whose product is annotated as transmembrane protein 119. Lineage: Eukaryota; Metazoa; Chordata; Amphibia; Anura; Hylidae. The transcript is spliced from 2 exons. The coding region runs from base 176 to 1063 and encodes 295 amino acids. The record is from RefSeq and is a predicted model, not a curated record. Gene Ontology annotation, biological process: positive regulation of bone mineralization; ossification; positive regulation of osteoblast proliferation. Gene Ontology annotation, cellular component: plasma membrane.